This is a messenger RNA of Colletotrichum navitas, 2473 nucleotides long. RefSeq lists its product as uncharacterized. The record is from RefSeq and is a predicted model, not a curated record. The coding region runs from base 434 to 2227 and encodes 597 amino acids. Lineage: Eukaryota; Fungi; Ascomycota; Sordariomycetes; Glomerellales; Glomerellaceae. The transcript has 6 exons.
CCCCCCCCCCCCCCCCCCCCACGAGACGCCGUCCUUGACGUACCUUCUCGCUGUCGCUUUGUACAUCGUACCUCACCAAGAGUCUUGUCGCAAAGGACUUCUCUCGGCUUCGGUUUCGCUCGUCGACGGGACCAGCCCAGCUUUAAGUCUUUUCUCUGCCGACUCUCGCCUUACCGGUGGCCAUAUGUAACCCGUCCUCGCCCACCCCAGGAUAUCAUGGAACUACCUUCCUGCUUCUCUUCCUGCACAUACCUAUAAUAGAAUCUCUUCCCUACCACCUCCCCGAUCUCGACACCCACCUAGCUUUUAGGCAAGCUCGAGAUCCUCUUCCGGGUCUCGUCGGACUCGUCAUUACCCUCUUUGUUGGUUUGUUGAAUACCGACGUUGUGGCCUGGUAUUUCUCUAGCAGCUCUCGGUCGAGAACCGGCCUUCGAUGAACUCAAUAAGCAAGCAGCUUACCGCCGCCUGGGUCCUGGGCCUUGUGCCACUUGUUCUUGCCCACGACGCUCACCAAGACGGCGUCGCGGGAACGAACAUGGACAUGUCCCACGCCAUCAAUGAGCCCAAGCCUAAUCCCAAUAGCUAUCCGCCCACAUAUUUUGGGCUCGCAGAUCAUGCGGGCAUAAUGUACGCCCACAUUGGCGCCAUGGUGUUCGCCUGGGUCCUUGUGCUGCCAGUUGCUGUCAUGCUCUCAAUUGCACGUUCGAGGUAUACAAUCGCGCUCCAGUUCAUCUUCCUCGCCGUGAAUGCGCUUGGCGUGCUCCUAGGAACAAUCUACAACACUAAUACUCCCGAUCUCUACCCCAAUAAUGCGCACCACAAGCUAGGCUGGCUUGUGACCAUUGUUGUGUCGGCGCAGGUCCUGAUCGGCCUCCUGGGAAGAGUUGCCGGCGCAUUGAGCGGGGAGGAGCGCCAGACUUACGACGAGAACGAGUAUCAGUACUUCAUACCCGUAUCUACCGCCGCCAUGGCCGAACACCACCGCGUCAACAGCCCUCGGUUCGCCAGCGAGUGCCGCCUCUCUAACGACAGUGGCCAGGGCACCGAGCCUUGUACCGAAUCGCUCCGGAGCCAUUCCCGCUCUUCGUCUUCCAGCCAAGUGUCCCCGCGCAUUUCGGAUGAUCAACAAAAAGAGUACGUCGAGGAUGACGAUGAUCACGAGGAUAGUCUUUCCAUGCUCUCGCCGAGAAGCAGCAACGAGAAGAAGGCGAGCCCAGUCCUUGCAAAGAUCGCGGGCAAGAUUUCGUCGCGUGGGUGGAGAGGUAUGAUGUUUGUCUACAACUUUGUCGAUAGGAUCAUUCUGCCUCUUGGGUCCGUCGCUCUAUGCCUCGGCAUCGUGACGUACGGGCGUUUUUUCGAGGGCAACGGCAUCUUUAGCGGUCUGGCGCAUUGGAUCAAGGGCGGCAUCUUCUUCUGGCUUGGUUUGUUGACUCUCGGCCGAUGGACAGGUAGUUUCGGCGAAGUAGGAUGGGCGUGGAAUGUUCGGCCGAAGCGCGCCGACGGCAAAUGGCGACCCUCGGCUGAGUUUGUCGAGAGCGCCCUCAUCUUCGUCUACGGCUCGACCAACAUCUUUCUCGAGCACCUCGGGAACUGGGGGGGAGAAUAUAGCGCGCAGGACCUGGAGCACAUCUCUAUCACUGUGCUGUUCAUUGGCGGUGGAUUGGUCGGUAUGCUCAUUGAGUCGAGCCGCACCCGAGAUUUCCUAAACACAACUGUCAUCAACGCCGCUGCGAUCACACCCGAGCGAACCUACGACGAGGAAGAACGAGAGACGCUCCAGCCGCCAAAGCAGUAUGAGUUCUCCAUCAACCCCAUCCCGGCGCUAGUUAUCCUCCUCUUGGGAAUUAUGAUGAGCUCGCAUACGCAGCAUUCGAUGGUUUCGAGCAUGGUCCACAAGCAAUGGGGCAACCUCUUGACGGGUGCUUCCUUCGCGCGCGGCUUGACCUAUGUCAUCAUGUACCUGAAGCCGCCCAAGUCGGUGCUACCCUCCCGACCCCCCACCGAGCUCCUCGCUGCUUUCGGGCUAAUCUCCGGAGGCAUCAUCUUCAUGGCCAGUGCCAGCGACACCAUUGAGGGCAUGGAGCACUACAACCUGGAUGCCAUGUUCAUGUACACGGUGACCAUGGGUCUCGUGGGACUUUUGAUGGCGUGGGAGAUCAUCGUCCUGGCCAUCAAGGGCUGGGCGGUGCGCAAAGAGACGGGACGAUUAUCGUACCUGCGCGCCUGAACAAGAACGCUGGAGAGAUGACCGACUUGGUAGGCACCACGGGUAAUGAUAAUAUGAUGUGAUGUGCGUAUGUUUGUGUGUACAGAAAAGGCAUGGCAAUGGCGCAGUCAUGGAAGCUUGGGGAGCGGGCGCAUUUACCAGCGCAUAUCAAGGACGCUGUUUACCUUACCUACCCCUAGAGAUACCCUUAUGACACUGUCGAGCGACCUAUACAAGGUUGUUUUAAUGAAAUUGGAUCACCCUCAA